Messenger RNA from Linum trigynum, 1639 nucleotides. The record is from the annotation of a GenBank genome assembly. NCBI's taxonomy places the organism in Eukaryota, Viridiplantae, Streptophyta, Magnoliopsida, Malpighiales, Linaceae.
GUAUAGUAUAAUAAUUGAGAUGUGGCAAAAAGCUGGCAUCUUUGUACAGAAAAACCACUAUAAGUACAUCUUAGAAACCCAUCUUUCACAUAUCCACCAUAGCCAUGGCUCCUUCUUCUAACCACCUUCUCAUUUCCUGCAUUCUCUUCUUCUUCCUCUACAUUGCACCAUCUCAAUCCCAGCCCUCAUUCCGCCCAAAAGCCUUAAUCCUCCCUGUCACCAAAGACCCAUCAACCCUCCAAUACCUCACCCAAAUCAACCAGAGAACUCCUCUAGUCCCUGUCAAGCUAACCCUCGACCUCGGCGGCCAGUACCUCUGGGUCGACUGCGAACAGGGCUAUGUCUCGUCAUCUUACAAACCGGCCCGUUGCAGAUCGGCUCAAUGCUCACUAGCCAACUCUAAAAGCUGCACCACGGAGUGCUUCUCAUCCCCAAAACCAGGCUGCAACAACAACACAUGUGGCCUGCUACCCGGCAACACCGUGACCCAAACCGCUACCUCGGGCGAUCUCGGUCAGGAUGUCGUCUCGAUCCAAUCAACCACCGGGUCGAACCCGGGUCAGAUCGUCAAAGUGCCAAACUUUCUCUUCACUUGUGGCUCCACAUUCUUGCUAGAAGGACUUGCAAAGGGUGUCAAGGGCAUGGCUGGUCUAGGCCGGAACAAAAUCGCCAUGCCUUCCCGAUUCUCUGCCGCAUUCAGCUUCCACAGAAAAUUUGCAGUUUGCUUGAGUUCCGCUAAAGGUGUUGUCUUCUUCGGAGACGGGCCGUAUGUGAUGCUACCCAAAAUUGAUAUCUCCAAGUCGUUAAUCUAUACGCCAUUGAUUCUCAACAAGGUCAGCACGGCCGCCGCCUACUUCGAAGGCGACCCAUCUUCCGACUACUUCAUCGGAGUCACCUCAAUCAAAAUCAACAACAAAAUUGUUCCCCUCAACACAACAUUGCUCAAAAUCAACCAAGAGGGUUUUGGGGGGACGAAGAUUAGCACCGUUCAGCCACACACCGUCCUCGAAACUUCGAUUCACAGAGCGGUGAUCGCCAGUUUCGCGAAGCAGCUGAGUGGAGUGCCUAGAGUGGCAGGGGUGAGCCCGUUCGAGCUGUGUUACAACGCGACGGCGAUUGGGAGCACGCGAGUCGGGCCCGCGGUGCCGCAGAUCGAUCUGGUGCUGCAGAGUAGCAAGGUGUUCUGGAGGAUUUUCGGUGCGAAUUCGAUGGUUCAAGUGAAGGGAGACGUUCUCUGCCUGGGAGUUGUGGAUGGUGGAGUGAAUCCCAGGACUUCGAUUGUGAUUGGUGGGCAUCAGGUGGAGGAUAAUCUGUUGCAGUUUGAUCUUGCGGCGUCGAGGCUUGGGUUCAGCUCUUCGUUGUUGUUCAGGCAGACUACUUGCGCCAAUUUUAACUUUACCUCCAAUGUCUGAACCAAAAGGAAUCAGGGAAUUGUGUGGUUGAUGAACCCAAAAAUGGCAACUUUGGGGGAAUCUGCUUAUCUGUUUGCAUUUGUUUUUAGCUCUUGAGUUGUGAUUUAAAUAUGAGGGGGAUCAUAUGGCAUUAUGCGGAGAUUCGUUUGAUAUAGUUGUGGUGCCAUUUCCAGCCAUGUGAGGUGACAUAAAAUAAAAGCGUUGUUAAAUGAAUUUUCAAAGACUUU